UAAAAAUAAAAUAGAAUAAACGAAAUGUAAUGUGUAGAAACAACAAAAACAAAUAAAUCUACUGCAUUAUUAUAGAAACGCCCCGAUUUAAUAUUAAGAACAAAUAUCUAGAAAAUCAUUAUUUUUUAAUAAAUGCAAGAACAAAAAAUAAACCGUCGUUAAAUUAGCCGAACUCCUUUCUUAUUUGAUAUAUGUAUAAAUACUUAUUAAAUCACCAGUCAAGUGUCUGCAGCUGUUUUUUUUUUUUAUUAAUAUAUGAAAAAACAUGUGUAUGUGUUUACAAAUGCUGAUGCUCUCUUUCGCAUAUGUGUGUAACUGGAACUUGUUGCUUUGCAGAGACUAAUAAUCUGUAGAUAAAUCAUAACACAAAAAAAAGCAAAUUUCUACAAAAAUCUCGCUAAUCAUCGAAAAUUUAUUUUUGGAUUUGCUUAAAAGUAUUGUACAUUGUUUGUGAAGAUUGCUAAAAAAAAAAAAACAAAAUUAUUGCACCACGAGUCAGUCGCUCGUUUCAAACAUCGCUAGCGACGACAUAAUAUAGCAUAUUAAUAUGGACAGCCAAAGUUCUGUUCUGGAUUCCAUAGAAAUGGAAUCAAUAAAACAGACUGCUGCUGCUGGCAGUAAAAAAUCCUCAAUGCCAUCACCACCGGAGUCACCAACAAUAGCUCGAGCAUUGACUAACAUAGCUGCUACCGUUGUCAACAUGGCUCCGACAAGUAUACUGAAACCUAAUUCAACGUCAGUAUCAUUAACAUCGGACAAUGAAGAGGCCCAUUUAAAUGCCUCCACACAUGUGAUGUUUCCCGCUAUACCGUCAACAUCGAAGCAGUUAUUUCGAGACGCGGCUGAAUCUCAUGGCGGUAGAGAAAGUAUAGCGUUUUUACAGCAGGAAGCUCAGCAGAAAAUACGAAGUGCCAGCUCAACGUUGGAUAAAAGCGUUACUCGUCAUCCUUCCAAACAUGAAAAAAAAAUCGGCCAUCGUCGAGUAGAUGAGGGAGGUGAGGUUACUUAUAAGAAAAUUCAAUCUAAGCAAAUUAUGGGUUCCAUACAAUUGGGUAUUCAGCACACGGUAGGCAGUUUGGCUUCAAAACCGAAACGUGAUCUGCUAAUGAAUGAUUUCUUCGAAAUGGAAACCAUAUCAUUUCCUCCAGAUGGUUCUUCUAUAACGCCAGCUCAUCAUUACAGUGAAUUCCGUUUCAAGGUGUACGCUCCGAUAGCUUUUCGAUACUUCCGUGACUUAUUUGGCAUAGCGCCUGAUGAUUUUCUUAUGUCUAUGUGUGCUGCCCCUUUAAGACAACUCUCCAAUCCAGGGGCUUCAGGUUCUAUAUUUUAUUUAACUGCGGAUGAUGAAUUCAUUAUUAAGACUGUCCAGAAGAAGGAAUGCGAAUUUCUUCAAAAAUUAUUACCCGGCUACUAUAUGAACUUGUCCCAGAAUCCCAGGACGUUAUUGCCAAAAUUUUUUGGCCUCUAUUGUUUUCACUACAAUGCAAAAAAUGUUCGGUUAGUGGCGAUGAAUAAUUUACUGCCUUCCGAUAUUAAAAUGCAUGCCAAGUACGAUUUAAAAGGUUCAACGUUUCGCCGGAAGGCUUCUAAAUUAGAACGGCAGAAAGCCAGUCCUACUUAUAAAGAUUUGGAUUUUAUGGAACAUCACCCGAACGGUAUUUUUCUGGAGAUGGAUAAGUACAACGCUCUGAUAAAAACCAUACAAAGGGAUUGUAUGGUCUUGGAAAGUUUUCAAAUUAUGGACUAUUCUCUUUUAGUAGGUAUACAUAAUUUAGAUUUGGCUGCGAAAGAGAAAAGAGAAGAACGAAUACGUAACGCUAGAGCAAAGCUGCAACGUAGCGAAGAGAUUAGGGAAGCAGAUGAAACGUCAGAGGUAGAUCAAGCUCAAAUAUCUAUGUAUAAUGCAGCUUCAUGUUCUAUGGCGGGAGCGGCUGGCACCGCAUUAAAUCGUACGCGUAGCAUGAAUCGGCAACGUUUGGUGGCUCAUUCUACGGCGAUGGAAUCAAUUACCGCCGACAUUGACACUCCUUUCGAGGAGGACGAAGACGUGCCAGCCGGCGGUAUACCAGCACGAUCUGAAAAUGAUGAACGUUUGAUUUUAUAUAUCGGUAUUAUAGAUAUUUUGCAAUCAUACCGUUUGGAAAAGAAAUUAGAACACACUUUUAAAUCGAUUAUUUACAAUGGAGACACUGUCUCUGUAUGCAGGCCGUCAUUUUAUGCUCAACGCUUUCAGAAUUUCAUGGGUAAGACGGUAUUUAAAAAGACACCCACUUUCCCUCUGAAACAUUCCCCAUCAAAACGGAAAAGUUCAUUGGCUAACAUACGUACUCCACAACGUACGCCUUCGCAUAAUAUGACAGCGAUAAAUAUGAGAGCGCCUAUAAUAUCUGGAUCUACAACUCCACCGCCCGCUUUUGAUGAAAUAUCGGAAGAGGAUGCGAAUGCAUCCACUUCGCACGACUACCGUCGGACAGGGAAUUCGAAACAUUUAAUGACUCAAAGAUCACAUGUAAGUUCCCAUCGUAGCCCACUUGGUAGCACUGCCGAUGAUUAUAGUGAUGACGAUGAUUUGGCUUCAGGCAGUGGCAGCGGUUCGCGGUCAUCGCCCUCAACCUUAAGCAAAAAACCGCCUUUACAACUCUCGAAAACCAGUGUCCAGGUAACAACUAUUGGUUGUCUGGGAGAUCAACAAUCCGACCAUAAACAUUCAGAUGAAGGUAUCGAACAAGAUGUGGAUGGCAAGAAAGUGAUAACCACUACGAAGACUACGACAAUAUCAAGUAGACAAGAACAGAAAUAUACUUCUACAUUGGUAGUAAACGAUGUUUUAAGAUGAUAAGCUGUUAAUGUUAAGUAAAUGACGAAAGAGGAAAGAAAAACAAAAGAAGUCGUGGUAGCAAAGUUAUUUUCUUAGGGAAAAAAUUAAAUUUUUUUUUAUUAUUUAUUUACUUACAAGUGACCUUAAUAAGAGAAGUCCGUGAGGCUCAUUCAACGACGAACAUGGAGUAGCCUUUUAAUUGCAGAGCUUCGAUUUUUUCUGUUGUUCUCACUUGUAGCUUUUUUAGGAUUUUUUUUUUGCUUUCUAGCUGAGGAAUUGUAAUAAUUUUAUGUGCCGUUAUUUGUUUUUUUU
This is a messenger RNA of Glossina fuscipes, 3130 nucleotides long. RefSeq names its product phosphatidylinositol 4-phosphate 5-kinase type-1 alpha (gene sktl). The record is from RefSeq and is a predicted model, not a curated record. Gene Ontology annotation, biological process: phosphatidylinositol metabolic process. Lineage: Eukaryota; Metazoa; Arthropoda; Insecta; Diptera; Glossinidae. The coding region runs from base 548 to 2836 and encodes 762 amino acids. The transcript has 2 exons. Gene Ontology annotation, molecular function: phosphatidylinositol kinase activity.